Messenger RNA from Anopheles moucheti, 2093 nucleotides. Its product is annotated as U2 small nuclear ribonucleoprotein auxiliary factor 35 kDa subunit-related protein 1. The record is from RefSeq and is a predicted model, not a curated record. Gene Ontology annotation, cellular component: U2AF complex; spliceosomal complex. NCBI's taxonomy places the organism in Eukaryota, Metazoa, Arthropoda, Insecta, Diptera, Culicidae. Gene Ontology annotation, biological process: mRNA splicing, via spliceosome. Gene Ontology annotation, molecular function: pre-mRNA 3'-splice site binding; metal ion binding. The transcript is spliced from 7 exons. The coding region runs from base 1 to 1731 and encodes 576 amino acids.
AUGAUUUUUGCAGAAAACAUCCAGUGCGAUAUAUUUAAAAAGAUUUCGAGCAGGUUUUCGAGCUCAAUAUGUUUUGAACGAAACUGUCAGCUGGGAACUGUCAGACGGAAAAUCAAACUCAACGAAAACAUAACAACAACAUUGCUGUGCAACAAGGACUCUUUGGCGGGAGGAAUAAUGAGACAUCGAGAAUGGAGAAAGCUGUUCAAGAAAAGAAGACGUAAAGCGAUACGGCAAAAGGCCGCACAAGCUCAAGCAAGGCUGGAAGCUGAAGAGGAAGAACGGAAAUUGGCUUGUCCGGAAUAUCAGUCGUAUCUUGUUGAGAAGGAACGCCAAGAAAAAAUUGCCACUGACCGAAAGACACUAGAACAUGCGCUUCAAAACGCAAUAUGGCUUGAAGAGGAACAUAAAGCACAGCUAAAAUUUGAGGCACUGCGCAGGAAAGAGGAAGCUAAAGAGCGAGAUGAACAGGAGAAAAGGGAAAAGAUACGGAAAGAAUUCGAAGACCGGGAAUGUAAAGUUAAACAAGCCAAAGCAGAACGAUUGGAACAGCAAGAACUCGUACGUCGAAUGCUGUAUGAGCGGCAUGUAAAAUUGCAAGAAUUUGCUGCAACGGGUGUUGAUGAAUACCUGCAUGAACUACAAAGCAUACACAGCACACGGAGCGAUGCUGAGGAUUGUAAAUUCUUCCUGAAAACAGGUGCAUGUCGUCAUGGGUAUAGAUGUAGCGGAAACCAUCCCACACCCGGUGUGGGUAAGGUUAUCUUGAUUCCAAGCUUCUUCAGCCAUCCGGCCCUGGAACAGAAAGUACAUGCGGAGUACGGCCAAGACGUCCGUCUCGAGUUCGAUGAGGAUGAUUUGCAGAGUUGUUAUAAUGAUUUUUUUCGGGACAUAAUCGUGGAGUUUGAAGCGUUUGGUAAGAUCCAACACAUCCUUGCGUGCAGAAAUGCUGGAACACACUUAAGGGGAAGUGUGUACAUAGAGUAUGAAUUAUUAAGGAAUGCAGCUGCGGCGUAUUUGCGAAUGAAUGGAAGGUUUUACGCCAAAAAACAACUGCACGUGGAGUUCAGGAGUCCAAUCGUCUGGCCAGCAGCGGUGUGCGGACUUUUCGAGCUUAAGCGGUGCCAAAAAGGAAACGGGUGUAAUUUUCUACACAUCCUGAAGAAUCCGGACCACCGUUAUGUGUACAACCAUUUCCAAGAGUGCAGAUCAAUGCGGAAAGAAGAAAUUGUGCACGUGGCUACGCCGCUAGUUGAAAAGACUUGGGAUGAAAUAACGUCCAACGGUGGGCAAUCCUCGAGGAAAGCUUCCCAAUGGCGAUGGUCUGAAUCACCAGAGUUGGAAGUGGAAAAAUCAGACACUAGCAAGAUCCUAGCAUCUGUAGCAUGCAUUCGGCAUGACGAUGAUGGGAAAAGCAAAAAAUCUUCUCAUCAAUCUCGCGAAAAACCGAGCCACAGUUCAAAACGACACCAAAGUCCUAAAAAUCGUCAUGGUCAUCAUGGUAGUACGCUCAAACACAGCCGUAGUCGAACUCGGAGUCGCAGUCGCAGUCAUAGCCGGAAUCGGAAGCAUAGUGUCAAAGAUAAUCAACGGGGAGAACACAAAUCGAGGCAUAGAUAUGCCGAAGAUAACAAUCACAAACGUGACCGACGGAAUUUACCACGACUGUCGAAUAUCCGCAGUCCUUCGCGAAAGGGAACACAUAAAAGAAAUAAAAAAGAAAAGAACUAGGAUUGUCAUUGUCAUCGUGGUUAUUUAUUUCAACAUUUUUUGUAUAGAAUAAUUUUAUAAAGAUUAAAUUAGUGUGUAAAAGCCAUACUGAUCUUGAAGAAUGUGAUGUCAGGGAAAUUUACUUAACCUUCAUUUUUGUUUUAAAUUUGGCUAUAUGUAAAAAGAAAAAAUGUCCAUGACGAAAGAACGCAAAAGGUGUUGCUGGUUUAUAUUUAAAAUGUAAAUUUAUGCCAUCCAGUUUAAACGCAGUCAUAAACGUCGUUGUAAAUCGAUCGUAAUAGGCAACAGUAGUGCCUGUAGAGUAUGUUCAUGAUAUGUACGUUGUACUGUAAUCUUAGUUUUUACUUGUGUAAGAAAUAACA